GGUGAAAUUUGCGGAUGACACAGUCCUGUUCUCUCUGCUUUCCGCCUCUAACCCACACCAUGGCUCUGUACUUCAGGACUUCAUCUCCUGGUGUGAGGGAGCCGGUCUCCAGUUGAACUCUAAUAAGACCAAAGAGUUGAUUGUGACAUUCUCCAUCAAGCAGAGACAACUGGCAGAGGCUCACACGACCACCAUCCGGGGGGAGCCGGUGGAGCUGGUGGAGGAAUACAAGUAUUUGGGCACAAUAUUCAACAGUCUUCUGAGGUUUUCCUCCAACACUGAGGAGAUCCUCAAGAAGUGCCACCAGAGACAAUAUUUGCUGAGGAAGCUGAGAUCAUUUGGAGUGAAUAAAGACAUCCUCCUGACUUUCUACCACUCUUUCAUUGAGAGUGUAUUAACAUUUUCAUUCAUCUCAUGGUUUCACUCCAUCAGCCUACAAGACCGGUCAAGACUACUCACUAUCACCAAAGUCUGUUCCAAAAUCAUUGGACUCCCUGUUCGAGCUCUGUCUGCUUUUUGUGACGAGCAAACCAUCCGCACCGCCCACAGGAUCCUACAUGACCCCUCACACACACUACACUCAGUGUUGGAGUGGCUUCCAUCAGGAUGCAGGCUGCGCUGUCCACGCUGCAGGACACAAAGGAGGAGGUCCACCUUUGUUCCCACAGCGGUCCGACUCCUGAACACUGACCCUUCCCUGUCCCAACAUCAUUGUCCAGCCCCUCGUCAGACUGAAUGUACACAGAACUGACAGCUGUAGAGUAUUCUAAUUUGUGUUUUUAUGUUUUUAUGUUGUCUGAUGUUCGACUGCCCUAAUGCUGCUCUUGAUGCUCUUUUAAUUGCCCUGCGGGGACAAAGUGUUUUGAAUUGAAUUGAAUUGAAUUGAAUUGAACUGUCUGACUGUUUGCUGUAACUACAGUACUGAUGCUGAACUUUGUUUCAACUGUAAACACACACACAGUGCAAUGUCGUUCAAGGUCAAUAUUAAACACAUAAAUAUGACACAAUUAUUUAAUAAUAUCAUCCCUUUAAAGUCCACUAAAAGGUUGUUUGUCCUCAUGGAGGACAUCAGAGGAGAUGUGUCCUAUUGCUUAUCAGGAGGAGAGAAUUUGUGUGUGUGUCAGUGUCAAAGGCAGUGUUCUAUAUGCUGGUGAAAACUCCAUCUCAAACACUUCUACUCCAGAAAUAUCUGGCAACCUCAGAGGCUGAACUCCAUUCAGAUGAAAUUAAUAAUGUGAAUGUGGAGCUCAGAGCGUCCUCUCCAGCAGCUGCACCACCGACUCUGAACACCAGGAACUUUCCCACAGAAAUACUGACAUACCCUUUGAAUACGGCACUUUGUGUGUGUAAAAGGACAACUGUUAUAGUAAGAACACUCAGUGUCAGCUGUCCAUCGCUCGUGAUGAUGAAGCGCUUUGCACAGUAAAGUAACACAAACAAUGUGAUGCCUCCAUCAUGUCGUCUCUCUGGAUCUCCAGACCUGAUACUAAGUAGUGCACAAAAGUGCCACUGAUCUGACGGGGAUGGAAGUUGCCCCACAAUGACCACUGACUUGCCGAGUGAUGCCACCCAUUGGCCAUUUGAGUGGCUCUUCUGCGUACCAUCUGGUGGUGUGCCAUUGACCCAGUUGGGUUCAUCUGCUAUACUGCACCGAAAAGUGCCCUGCUGCCAGCGCCUUAUUGGUGAUGUACUAUUUAACCUGUAGCUGGAACCCAGGCAGGUGCUACCACUCCAGGUCAGAGCGGACCUGGGAGCAAUGGUAAUUAAGGGGUAACUCCACUUUCCCCCAAUGCUCAAGUCCUCCUGGACCUGAUGCUCACCACCAGUUGCAGUUUAAAGUCAUACCCAGGGCUACUAGUAAGAACACUGUGUAGUGAGGAACUGUGGUGUUUGGGAUACAGCUGUGGUGAUUAUUAGAUGAUGAGAGCAGCUGAAGAGCGAGAUACUUCUAACUGUCUCUCUGAUAUCAGGUCCAAUCAGGAGAUUCAGACGUAUGCUAUUGCCCUGAUCAACGCCUUGUUCCUUAAAGCACCAGAGGAUAGACGCCAGGAAAUGGCCAGCACUUUGAUACAGAAGCAUUUGCGCUCCAUCAUCCUCAAUCACGUAAUUCGGGGGAAUCGGCCGAUUAAAGCUGAGAUGGCCCACCAGCUGUACGUGCUGCAGGUUCUGACCUUUAACCUUUUGGAGGAGCGAAUGAUGACCAAAAUGGACCCAAAUGAUCAGGCUCAGAGAGACGCCCUGUUUGAGUUGCGCAGGUUGGCGUUUGAUGGUGAGAGUGACCCGACAGGCACUGAGAAGAGAAAAGCUCUUUACACUAAAGACUACAAACUGCUCGGCUUUACUAACGGUGUAAACCCUGCACUGGAUUUCACUCAGACUCCUCCAGGACUGCUGGCUCUCGAUAACAUGCUCUAUCUCGCUAAAGUCCACCCUGAUACCUACACACGGAUCGUUCUGGAGAACAGCAGUCGUGAGGAUAAACACGAGUGCCCAUUUGGUCGGUGUGUGAUUGAGUUGACGAGAAUGUUGUGUGAAAUACUGCAGGUUGGAGAACUACCAAACGAGGGCUGUAAUGAUUAUCACCCGAUGUUCUUCACUCAUGAUCGAGCGUGGGAGGAGUUUUUCUGUGUCUGCAUCCAACUGCUGAAUAAAACGUGGAAGGAGAUGAGAGCCACAACCGAGGACUUCAACAAGGUGAUGCAGGUGGUCCGGGAGCAGAUUGUGCGUGUGUUGGCGAUGAAGCCGCUGACUCUGGAUCAGCUGAAGGUGAAGCUGUACAGUUUGAGCUACUCAGAGAUCCUGAGACUGAGACACUCUGAGAGGGUGAACCAGGACGACUUCCACUCUGCACCCAUCAUUGAGCUGCGUGAAAGGAUUCAGCCGGAGAUUUUGGAGCUGAUUAAACAGCAGAGGCUGAACCGGCUGUGUGAGGGAAGCUGCUUCAGGAAACUCGCACACCGACGCAGACAAGAGAAGUUUUGGUUUUGUCGUUUAUCUCUGAACCAUAAAAUUCUACAUUACGGAGAUCUGGACGAGUCUCCGCAGGGGGAAGUGCCUUUUGAAAUGCUCACUGAUAAGAUUCCAGUGUGUGACAUUAAAUCAGUGGUGACGGGAAAAGACUGUCCACACAUGAAGGAGAAAAGUGCACUCAAACAGAACAAGGAUGUUUUAGAGUUAGCCUUCUCCAUUCUGUAUGAUCCUGAUGAGGCUCUGAACUUCGUGGCUCCAAGUAAAUACGAGUACUGUAUAUGGAUGGACGGACUCAGUGUGUUAAUGGGGAAGGAGAUGUGCAGUGAUUUGACCCGCAGUGACCUCGAUACUCUCAUUAGCAUGGAGAUGAAGCUCCGCCUCCUGGACCUGGAGAAUAUUAGCAUACCUGAGGCUCCACCCCCUAUUCCCAAAGAGCCCAGCACCUACAACUUCACCUACAACUACGGCUGAGUGUGUGUGUGUGUUUGUGCAUCAUGGCCUUUUAUUAGCUGGUAUAAAAGUCUUGUUUUCGCGCUGCUGCUUUUUCUGAUCAAAUUUUUAUGUUAGCAUCACCUGCAUAAGAAUAUUAUGGGAUGUUUCCGGUGUUUGGUUUUUCUGUAUUGGCUUUUCAUUGGCUGAUUGUCAGUUUUAUACUUUUUACUGCAAUAUUUAACACACACACACACACACACACACACACACACACACACACACACACCAUAAUGAAAAUGUAAAAGUGUCCCAUUCCUGAGUAGGGUGCCUAGAUCGACAACAUUUUUUAGGAACCAUCUUCUAAGGGCCCUUAUUUUUGAGACAACAAUCCCAUAAUUCUUUUCACCUGAACAGAGUGAAUAUGAGGGUUUGUUAUAAAUGUCUCAUAAAUUACAGGACUGAAUAAUAAAACUAUAGAAAUAUAAAUGAAAUAUAAAAAAAUUCUCCCAGGCCAAGAUCACGAGAUGGAAAUGUAAAUCUUCUCCAGCACUGAUGUUCUUUACAAAUUAUUUAAAACAUGUUAUGUUUCAGUCUAAUCUGUCAAUAUGAACAAUAGUAAAUCAGAUUAAAGUGAUUAAAACAAAAGUGAAUCAGAUUUAAAAUGACAAAGAUUGUGUCUUUAUAUCAGCUAUAACUUUGGCUAAUAAAAUAAUAUAAUAAUAAAUGUAAAAAAAAUCAGUAUGUUGUGUAAAACAACAAAAUGGAAUUAAUAUUAGAUGUUGAUAUAAAUUGAUGUUUGUUUAUUUAAUGAUUUCUACAUUGCAGUAAUUAGUUUUCGUGAUUAUUCUACAGUAACAUAAAAGCUGCAGUAUUAGCUCUGCCCACCAGGGGGCGUGGCCCACAGCCUGAAACCACUGCUGUAGAGGCUCAAGAUUCAGAUUAGAGAUUUAUAUAUUUUUGUAAAUAAUGUGAUGUCUGUGGGAAAAGGAAAGAAGUUUACUAAUAAACUAAUCAAAUGUGUUAGAGACAUGAAUUAAUUCUGAUUUUGUUUUGAAAUGUGUUUGUUUCUCUACAACUUUACAUGUUUAUUUGACUUAACAUGAGUUUU
Molecule: messenger RNA, 4510 nt
Organism: Neoarius graeffei (lesser salmon catfish)
Lineage: Eukaryota; Metazoa; Chordata; Actinopteri; Siluriformes; Ariidae
Gene: elmo2
Product: engulfment and cell motility 2
Exons: 13
Coding region: 1918-3441 (507 amino acids)
Biological process (GO): actin filament organization; cell motility
Source: RefSeq, a predicted model, not a curated record